Molecule: messenger RNA, 2143 nt
Organism: Drosophila montana
Lineage: Eukaryota; Metazoa; Arthropoda; Insecta; Diptera; Drosophilidae
Gene: OstDelta
Product: oligosaccharide transferase delta subunit
Exons: 4
Coding region: 148-2061 (637 amino acids)
Biological process (GO): protein N-linked glycosylation
Cellular component (GO): membrane; oligosaccharyltransferase complex
Source: RefSeq, a predicted model, not a curated record
UUCUUGUGCGUAUAGGACAACACUGCCGCUGACGUGUCUGUAAAAAAUAUCGAAGCUGAAACAGGCGGUGCAGGCUAUUUACGCAUUUUUUAUUUAUUAUCCUAUAGCAUAUAAGCUGCGUUUAACAGCGCCACACAAUAUAGGACAAUGUUGAAAUUAGGCUUCAUGAUCCUAUGCGUACUAUGCGCUGCAGCAACGACUUGGAGUACGCGCACAGUCGAUAGUCAUCUGGGGCCAAAGGAUCUCACCCGCCUGCAAAAAGUCUUCGUCGAUGGGCUCAGUUCUAACGAUUUGCAAGCGAUUUUCUUCGCCAGCUUAAACAUUGAAACAACUGAUGCUGCGACAAAGGAAGCGCUAUGCCAGAAGAUUGUGACGCUGCAUGCGGAAUCCAAACUAAAUAACUUCGAAAAAGACUACUACCUAAUUGGCGCCCACAGGAACCUGCGUUGCACAGCAAAACUCGCUGAAUCUUUGCUGUCCAAGGUGUACAGCUCACUGGAAUUGGAGCUGGCCACCACUCAGGAGAUUUACUAUCGCGUAGUGGCUCAUAAAGCACUCGGCGUUCAGGUUAGCGAAGCAACUCAGUCGAAAAUUGUGAAACGUCUGCAGGAACUGCUGAAACGAGAUGACACGCUGAGCGGUCUCGGUUAUGCAUUCAAUGUGGCUAUCCAACUGGGCCCUAGCGCCAGUUUCAUUGCCAAUCGCAUCGAGGAUGCUGUUGUGCAGGCUGACGAGGUCGAUGGCAAACUGUUGCAAUUCGAGGGCGGGCUAAGCAUUACGGCUUUGAUACUCAACGGCGUUUUUGGCGUUUCGAAGGCUUUCAACAAGCCAGCACCUGUUACGCCCGAACAGGCCGUUAAAUUUGCCAACUAUUUGCUGAGUCGCCGCUCUGUGCAAUCCGCUAAAGGAGCCCAUGUGCUCAUCGAGGCGUUGAAAACCAUCAGCAGCACGGAAAAGGUAUCGCCCAUCUGCAUACAGCUAAUUGGAAAUGGACAACUUGAGUCGCAGUCACCCACAUUGAACGUAGCCAUUGUCGAUUUGCUCGGCAAACCUCUGUCACCAGCCGUGCAGAGCCUCAGUGCCAAAAUUAGUGUCAAGAAGGAUAACUCAGUGUUGGCGGAAAAGGUUCAAUUAGUUUCCAAGUCUUCAGACAAAACCACUUACGUUGCCGAUUUGAGCAGCCUGAAGCCAGCACGUGGCAUCUACCAGGCGGACUUGAAUGCCGAUGGCGUUUAUAAGCAGAAACUGCAAUUCAAAGUGCUUGGACGUGUUAAGGUACAAACCCUGGAGUUGGGUAUCGCCGAAUCAGAUGCGAGUGCAGCUACACGCAAGCAGAGCGUCAGCUUUCCCAACAAGCUGAAGGACACACUCUCGGCUGACAGCACACAAAAGCUGCUGCUUAAAGCCCUGUUGGUCGAUGAGAGCAACAACAAACCCAUCUCCGUGCAUCAGGCUUUUGUGCGUUUGUAUAACCAGGAAACGGACAAGGAAAUCAUAUUCGUUGCGGAGCAGGACAGCAGCAAGGCCUACAAAUUUGAUAUGGAUGUGGGCAAUCAGGGCAAGAAUUUCAACUAUCAAAACGGCUUGUACAACAUUUAUCUAACUAUCGGCGAUGCCUCGCUGUCCAACUCCUUCGAGUGGCUGCUGGCUGAUGUUCAGCUGAAAUUCAACCAGCCAGACAGAGAUAUCAAGCCCAGCCAUGUGAGGGGACCUCUGCCAGAGAUUGUGCAUCAAUUCCGCGUGCCCGAUAAGCGCCCGCCCCGCAUUGUAUCUGAUAUAUUCACCGGCCUGUGCAUAACUCCGCUAGUGCUGCUCUUUGUGUUUUGGGCCAAAUUGGGCAUUAAUGUGUCCAACUUUACAUUGGCACCCAGCACCAUCGGUUUCCAUUUGGGCUUUGGUGGCAUUUUGGCACUCUUCUUCGUUUUCUGGCUGCAACUCAACAUGUUCCAAACACUGCGCCUGCUCAUACCAAUCGCAGUAUUCACAUUCCUUUGCGGCAAUCGCCUGUUGCGACGUCUCUAUGCACAACGCAACGCCAAGAAUCCAGCUGGUGCUUCAUAAGCGAUACAACCGAAGGCUUUAUGGCUGUGCUCUGUUCAGCAUUCGAUUGGCCGCCAUCGACAGCUGCUAGUUAAAACAAAAA